AGAUAUAAGUUCCAUUCCAUUCCCUGAAGAAGCCUCAUUAAAUUCUCGCUAAACGCAGCACAAAGAAAAGAAAUUUAUCGCUAUUUGAAGAAAAUAUUAAUAAAGUCUUCUUUACAUCGCAAAGAAAAGAAAUAAAAGAAACUGAAAACAUCUUUAACGCAUCUGAAAACGUCUCGCGAAAUUCCAUUCUUGUUAAAUAAAUCAGUUAUAAAAAGCAAACGAUGAACACUCUACCAAAACUGCUAUUGAUCAUCAACCUGAUACACUCGAUAUACUGCGUAAAUCUCGACUUCACAUCUAAGUUCAAUGGCAAUGCGAAGCGGAAUGCGGACAAAUUCCCAUCGACGAGUAACAAAAUCUCAAAGUUGCGAUUGAUUUUAUUGAGCGAUUUGAAACAGAAUGAAAUUCAACAGCCAAUUGAUUCGUGCUGGUCAUCAUCACAGACGCUUAAAAUUACGGCAAAAAGUUGUCCUUGUAAUCAAAUCAAUUGUAAUGCACCGACGAAUGAUGCAAAACGAAGGGCAAUCAGUGCAACCUGCAUGCAGAUUUGCUGUGGAAACCGAUAUAAGAAAGCAUCAAUUAGAUCAUUAAGUGAGUCUCAGCUUCAGGAGUUGCGUAAAUUCUCUUUGAAAACAAAUUGUGAGAAAUCAAAUCAUACAAACUCGUUGGUGUUUGCAAGAAUUUAUGAGAAGUUUAAUGAGAAAAGUAUUUGUGCUGGGGUGUUAGUUCAUCAAAAGUUUCUCGUCACGACUGCCAUUUGUGUGUCGAACAAAAAACCUUCAGAUUUAAUUAUUAAAUUCGGAAGCGAUCAUAAAGAUGAAGUCAAAGACAUUUUUACGCAUCCAGAUUUUUACAAGACUAUGGACACUUUACAAGAUAACAUCGCACUGCUCAUGCUUGAGAGAGAAAUUUAUGAUGGCGAUCUUCCAUGCAUUAUAAAAUAUAAUGUGGAUGAUAGUCGAUGUCAUGUUUAUUCAUGGGCACCAUGGCGAUUUGCAAGAAUCUUUGAAAAUUCUAUGAAGGUCGAUAAUGUUGAAGUGUUUACGAGAGGUGAAUGUUACACAUCGCAUCUAAUCAGUGGCAAUCAUCAUGAGAAAUAUGUUAGCAAGGGGAAUAACAAUAUUUGUGUCGGAAACGUUAAUCGAUAUCAACUUGACAUUAACUUGAGUGGAUCCGCUUUAACAUGUCAUCAAAAUUAUCCAACCAAACCUACCGUUCUUAAAGGGCUUCUGACAUGGUCAACGGAAGUAAAUUACUAUCCACAUCUCUUCACUGACAUCACACAAUUUACCGAUUGGAUCGAACGAACUGUAAACGAAAAGUACCUUAACUCAAUUUAAUUAAUCAUUCAAUUAUGUAUUCGAAUUGUCCACUUUCAUUUUAUUAGAUUAGUUAAGUUAAUCUUACAUAUUUUUGUUAUUAUUUCUUUUUUCUUCUUUUUCAUUACAAAUAAAUAAUCUUUUUUUUGUGAAUUUUUCAUUUCCUUCUGUAUCUCAUUCUUGAACAAGUUUUCAAUUUAUGGUUUUUAAUUAUUUUCUUUAAUUGGUUUAAUUGGAAAUUUGAGAAAGGAAAAUUAUUUGAUCGACUAUAUUUACAAGCCCUAAUUGGAUUAAAGAAUUAUGCUGCAACAUUUCUUGUUUUUGUUUUUAAAUUAAUCUUGCAAAUGACGAUGAGAAAUUGAAUAUCUAAAAUUAUUCAAAUAAAUCUUUGUAUUCUGUUCUUUUGUUUAAUUUAAAUCUUUGCACAAGUCACUUAAAAGUUAGAAACUAAAACAACAUCAGAAUAUUUCUUGUUUAUUAUUUCCUUCCAUUUCCCUCAUUCUUCGAAAAGACGAUCAACAAACUUUUAUUACCAACCUUGAUGUUCCUUUUUAAUCAUUGAUCGAUGGUGUUUCAUUAUUGAGCAUAACAAAGCAAAACAUUUCUAAAGUUCUCAAACAAUUAAAUUAGAAAAAAAAGAGGAAUUUUCUUUGAAAUUGGCAAAUCAUUUUUUUUAUGAUUUAAAGCAAUCAUGAAAAGGAAAGAAAGGAGAAUGUUAAAAUGUUCAACAAAAUUGAAAAUAAAAAUCACAUUCGGAAGUAAUCAAAGCUUAAAAUAUCUAAAAGAAUUUCCCUAAAUUUUCAUUCACAUAAAAAAAUUAAAACUAAAGCGAAACAUAAAAAUUUAAACAUUGAACAGAUGCCAAAGAAACAAAUAAUUUUUUUUCAAUAAUUGAAAUUAUCCAUAGGCUAAAAAUUUUAUUUGAUCUGUGAUCUUUUAUGCUUUCGUCAAUUGAAAAUUAUUUCCAAAUUACUAAAGAAAAUGAAAGUUCUAACAAAGAUCACGAGAAAAAUUAAUUUUUAAUUUUUUAGGAAGAAAAAAAGAGAAGAAAGGUGGAAAAGAUCACUUAAAAUUGAUGAAAGAUAGUCUUUGAUUAAACAUAAAACAAUAUUUUUUAGAAAAACAUACAUACGGAUUGCGUGGGCGGAACAA
Messenger RNA from Clunio marinus, 2471 nucleotides. The record is from the annotation of a GenBank genome assembly. Lineage: Eukaryota; Metazoa; Arthropoda; Insecta; Diptera; Chironomidae.